GCGUGGGUUCGCCCGUGUGACACAAUUACAACAACUUUAAUCUGGUGGCAGAUAGAAGUUUGAACUUAUUUUUAAAAAACUGACCGUUGCAGUUGUGCAUGACUAGCCGCUCGUGCACAAACGUCUAUUUUCUGCAUUUCAAGCGUUGUUGUAAAAAUGUGAGAGGAGGGCCAAGUGGAGGAUAACUCGUUUCCAGAAGGAUUUAUAGCUGAAUUUCGCCAUAUUAGGAAAAAGUUUCUAAAAUCGCGUUGAUUUCGUGUCGCUUUUUGAGCUGCUGGAACUCGCCCUUCGCUCCCUCGGUGCGAUUCCAUGCAAUCGUGCCGAGUGUCGCUCGCCGUCGCUGCCUGCGCUGCUGCUCGAAGCCUCGGCGCUGCUGGUGAUGAGGAAAAGAAAAUGGCGGCGGGAAAAGCGAGUGAAACCGAGGAGGACUUUCCUAGGCUGACAGCGCAGGAGAGGGACAGUUUGGCUGGAAUUGACAGCUCACUGUUUGGAUUUCUGAGGCUUCAUGAAGAUGGCGCCAGAACGAAGGCCUUGCUGUUAAAGGCUGUUCGCUGCUAUGAUUCUCUAAUCCUGAAAGCUGAAGGAAAAGUCGAGCCCGAGUUAUUCUGUCAGCUGGGUCACUUCAACCUCUUGCUGGAGGAUUACCCAAAAGCAUUAUCAGCAUACCAGAGGUACUACAGUUUACAGUCAGACUACUGGAAGAAUGCUGCCUUUUUAUAUGGCCUUGGUAUGGUUUACUUCCAUUACAAUGCAUUUCAAUGGGCGAUUAAAGCAUUUCAGGAAGUGCUGUACAUUGACCCCGGAUUCUCUCGAGCUAAGGAGAUCCACCUGCGUCUCGGGCUGAUGUUUAAGGUGAACACAGACUACGAGUCAAGCUUAAAGCACUUUCAGCUGGCUUUGAUCGACUCAAACCACUGCACUUUGUCCAAAGCUGAAAUUCAGUUCCACAUUGCUCAUUUGUAUGAGAUACAGAAGAGAUACCGUGCAGCAAAGGAAGCUUAUGAAAGUCUGUUGAAGACAGAGAAUCUACCUGCACAGGUGAAAGCCGCUACUUUACAACAGCUUGGCUGGAUGCAUCAUACAGUGGAGCAGCUGGGAGACAGAGCCAAUAAGGACAGCUACGCUAUUCAGUGUCUGCAGAAAUCUCUUGAAGCAGAUCCCAACUCUGGCCAGUCGUGGUAUUUCCUUGGAAGGUGCUACUCGAGUAUUGGGAAAGUGCAGGAUGCAUUCAUUUCUUACAGGCAGUCCAUAGACAAAUCAGAAGCCAGUGCAGACACCUGGUGCUCCAUAGGGGUGCUGUAUCAGCAGCAGAAUCAGCCUAUGGAUGCUCUACAGGCAUACAUCUGUGCUGUGCAAUUGGACCACAGUCAUGCUGCAGCCUGGAUGGACCUAGGCACGCUCUAUGAGUCUUGUAACCAGCCACAGGACGCGGUUAAGUGCUACAUUAACGCCACACGCAGCAAGGGCUGCAGCAACACGGCGGCACUUACCGCCCGCAUCAAAUACUUGCAGGCUCAAUUGUGUAACCUUCAACACACUAGUCUACAGAGUAAAAGUAAAAUGCUUCCUAGUAUUGAGGAAGCAUGGAGCCUCCCAAUCCCCGCAGAGCUUACCUCAAGACAGGGCGUCCAGAACACAGCCCAGCAGGCGUGUAAACCCCACCCCAGUGCAGGAGGGGGUCUAACCGUGGCACAUGGCUCUGGGCAGUCCCUGCCCCCCCAUGUGAGUCCUCUUGGCCAUGGAGAAGACCAGUCCAGCCCAGCCAAGAGAAAAAGGACAUCCAGCCCUGCCAAGAGUUCUGCAGAGUGGGGCAGUAGCUCAGCACAACAGACUCCAAGUUGGUACUUGUCGCCUCAGAAACUACAGAUGUUGGAGCAGAUGCGGGCCAACAAGGCAAAUCUGAAGCCUGUGCAGAUGCAAAGGUUGGAGCAGCUGGAAGCACAGCUCUCAGCCAUGCAGUUGCACCAGCAACAGAUGAGACAAAAUACGUCUGGGCAGGUGCGGCCAACCCUCCCCAAUGGCCCAAUGGCUGGUCCUUCACUGCCUGUGCAGAUCCACUCCCGCGGCCCUGCAGUGCGCCCUCCCUGUACUGCUCAGCCGCUAGCCAAUGGGCCCUUCUCUGCCAGCCCCAGUUCAGGCCCCCGCACCGGCCCUCACCCACCCUCUGUCGGCAAUAAUCACAUGCCGGGAACGGGAACCAACGGAGACGUGCCUUACCUGCACCCUAACGCACUACCUCACAACUGCACAAGCCCGAGCGACACAUGGAAGAGCCAGCAUCUCAACACCACUCAGGGGCUUCAGAAAGGUUCGCAUUGGGCAGGUCCUAAUGGAGACCGGGCUCUCUCUUCCAGCGCUUCGGCUGACGGUGGCCCUCACAAUCAGGUUCGACAUUCUGCCACGACCCCUAUUGACCCCUCUGAGCCUGCUGUCAAUCACCUGUCCUCGCCCACCCCUUCCUCGGCCUCCUCUCCUGCUUCCUCGUCCGUACACACAGCUACCUCAGGUGCCCCCCUGACCAAAGAGAGUGACCACCCACAGGGCAACGGUUCCACUGCCGCUAACCACCAUAGCCCCAGCCACACCCCCACAUCCACCUCCACCUCUGGUUCGCCAGCCACCCACUCCUCAGACAAUCCACAGCUCUCUGCCCUACUGGCAGGUAAGGAGAGCCCCGCCACAGGCCCCAGGGUCAACCACAUCCACCCAGCUGUCACACUGCCUGCUCCAGGCAGCUCGGCCGCCUCCUCCCCAGCUUCAGCCCUUUCCACCACUUCCCCAUCACCCCGCGCCAAUGAGCUAAUGGCCAGCCUUAACAAGCCUGGCUCCACCACACCGGGACCCCCACCUGCUGUCACCGUUAACGGGAGUGGAGGAGGGGCUUGUUCCGAGGACUCUCAGAGCCCGUUAAAGGCUGAACCACCAGAGCUUUGUCUCAAACCAGCCCCUCCCCAUAGACCCUCUCACUCGUCGUCAACAGUGUCCAUCUAUCCAACGUCUUCAGACAUCCUCAAAGCCUGCAGAAACCUUGGGAAGAAUGGUCUGUCAAGCAGCAGCAUUCUCCUAGAUAAGUGCCCGCCACCCCGGCUUCCUCCUCCUCCAUCACCCCCACUGCCGAAGGACAAGCUCAACCCCCCCACCCCCAGCAUCUACCUGGAGAACAAGAGAGAUGCAUUCUUCCCCCCACUGCACCAGUUCUGCACCAACCCAUCCAACCCAGUUACCGUCAUCCGUGGCCUGGCAGGAGCUCUCAAACUGGACCUGGGUCUGUUUUCUACUAAAACUUUAGUAGAGGCGAACCCAGAGCACCUGGUGGAGGUACGUACGCAGUUGUGCCAGCCAGCCGACGAGAACUGGGAUGCCAGUGGCACAAGGAAGCAGUGGAGGUGUGAGAGUAGCCGCUCCCUUACCACUAUUGCCAAGUACGCCCAGUACCAGGCAGCAUCCUUCCAGGAGUCACUACGGGAAGAGAAUGAGAAAAAGGGCCAGAAGGAACUUUCAGACUCUGAGAUGUCUUCGUCAGAAAAUGUUGCAAGAAGAAGAAAAGGUCCUUUCAAGCAAAUAAAGUUUGGGACGAAUAUUGAUGUUUCAGAUGAGAAAAAGUGGAAGCUGCAGUUACAGGAGCUGAGCAAGUUGCCUGCGUUUGCUAGGGUGGUAUCUGCCGGGAACCUGCUUAGCCACGUUGGCCACACCAUCCUGGGCAUGAACACUGUCCAGCUCUUUAUGAAGGUCCCUGGCUGUAGAACACCUGGCCACCAAGAAAACAACAACUUCUGCUCAGUGAACAUCAACAUUGGGCCUGGGGACUGUGAGUGGUUUGCUGUGCCUGAGCCUUACUGGGGAGUGAUGAGUGAAUUCUGUGAAAAGAACAACAUCAAUUUCCUAAUGGGUUCAUGGUGGCCUAAUCUAGAGGACUUGUAUGAGGCCAAUGUGCCAGUAUACCGGUUUAUCCAGCGGCCCGGAGACCUGGUAUGGCUCAACACAGGCACAGUGCAUUGGGUCCAAGCCAUUGGCUGGUGCAAUAACAUCUCCUGGAAUGUGGGCCCAUUGACUGCACAUCAGUACAAGCUGGCUGUUGAACGCUACGAGUGGAACAAGCUCCAGAGCGUCAAGUCAGCAGUUCCCAUGGUGCAUCUUUCCUGGAACAUGGCAAGGAACAUUAAAGUGUCCGACCACAAGCUCUUUGAGAUGAUUAAGUUCUGCUUGUUGCGAACUCUGAAACAAUGUCAGACAGUAAAGGAGGCACUGGUGGCAUCAGGAAAGGAGACAAUUUGGCAUGGAAGGAGCAGGGAUGAACCUGCACGUUACUGCACCAUCUGUGAGGUAGAAGUUUUCAAUCUUCUGUUCGUAACGAGUGAAAGCUACUCCCGGAAGACGUUUGUGGUUCAUUGCCAGGACUGUGCACGCAAGGGCAGCAGUGACCUGGAUGGCUUUGUGGUGCUAGAACAGUACAGGAUGGAGGACCUCAUGCAGGUCUAUGACCAGUUCUCAUUAGCUCCUCCCCUGCAUUCAUCUUCAUCUUGACAUUAAGACUCUGUAGGUGUGGACAGUGUCACAUUACAGGAACUUUAUAAAAAUGGACCAUUUCUGAUAUUCAGGAAAGUCGAGGCAGUCUAGUGCAUGGCUGGUGACCAUGGCGACCGCCCAAGGCUGCCGGCUGAAGUGGCUGUGUGUGUCUAUGCAACCUGUUGAUAAACUGCAGCGCAUCAUGUCGGCCUACAGGGGGCGGUAGUGGAUGCACUUCCUCUCCCCAGACCUCUCCCUUCUAUGCGGCUCGGCUCUGCUUCUCUACAGAUGUUAAAUCAAAACAUGGGGGAGAAAAUUAUGGGAAAAAUGUUUUGUACAUAUUGUCUGUCACAACUGGCAUCGUCACUUAAAAGACUUGACUACUGACUUGAGACAUUCUCUGCCCCUCCCCACCCCCUUUUCCCCUUUUUUUCCUUUCGUUUUUUUGUAUUUUGUUAAUGGGCUGAUACAUGAUCCUUUUUCCUUGUGUCUCAAAGGUUGUCCUUUACAUGAGGGAGCACUAGCCUAGCUGGUCUUUUUGUAUGGUAGAUAGCAAUUUUACGACUUCUUUGGAUGGUAAAAUCUACAAAAAUAAGACAAAAAUGUAAAAAAAAAAACUUUGUAAUGUGAAGAUUUAGGUGAUAUAAUUUUUUACUGCUUUUAAGUUUUGUCUUGUUAUUUUGAAACCAUGAUGUUCGAUAUUUUUGUUUCUUAUGUAAGAAAAAGGAAAAAAAUGAGGAAGGAAAAAAAAACUUAACAGCCAAGUCACAAAGAAAAAUGGAUUGCACAUAGACUAAGGAAUAAAGUUUAAAUUGUGAUUCCCCUCCCCCCUUUGGUUGUUUCUAAUCUUGAUGUACAUUUACACUAUUUAUAAAUACAUAUUUAUUGCUUGAAGAUAUUUGUUGAUGGAAUGCUGUUAUUUUUCCCAGAGUACCUGCCAUUAAAUUUGAAGGAGUUUUGUCAUUUAAACUCUACUCCUGCAUUUUCUAUAUAGAAAUAAAACUGCUUAGCAAGCGUUGUACAGAAACCAUUAAAUUGUUUUAUUGUUUGAAGAAUGUUUUACAAGUUAUUAAAACAAGUUCACAACA
Messenger RNA from Colossoma macropomum (tambaqui), 5594 nucleotides. RefSeq names its product lysine (K)-specific demethylase 6A, like (gene kdm6al). The transcript has 29 exons. Lineage: Eukaryota; Metazoa; Chordata; Actinopteri; Characiformes; Serrasalmidae. The record is from RefSeq and is a predicted model, not a curated record. Gene Ontology annotation, cellular component: MLL3/4 complex. Gene Ontology annotation, molecular function: chromatin DNA binding; histone H3K27me2/H3K27me3 demethylase activity; RNA polymerase II cis-regulatory region sequence-specific DNA binding. Gene Ontology annotation, biological process: regulation of gene expression; heart development. Bases 310 to 4524 code for a protein of 1404 amino acids.